UAACCGACGAUUGAGUGACCGCUCUCUCUCUCUCUCUCUCUUCCCUCUCUCUCUCACUCUUUGUCUGCUGGCAUUUUUUCUAAAGAGAGAAAGAGGGGAGGGAGGAGAAGAUAAAGCGAGUGAGAGAGGAGAAGAGGGAAAAGAGGAGACAAAGAUUUGAAAAGAAAAUAAAGAAAAAAAAAAUUAACCAAAUCCCACCCUCUUCUUCCUCCUCUCGUUCUUCUCUUUCAUCUGUUUAAUUUUGAGCUAUUUGGGCCUAUUUUCUUCUCAAAAAAAAAAAUUUUUUUUUUAAUUCAAAAAAAAAAUGGAAGAAGGAAAGAAAUCGUCGGCGAUGUCUGACGUCGGCGCCUGGGCGAUGAACGUCGUGAGCUCCGUCGGGAUUAUAAUGGCCAACAAGCAGCUCAUGUCCCCGGCCGGCUACGCCUUCUCUUUUGCCACGACUUUGACUGGGUUUCACUUUGCGGUCACUGCAUUGGUUGGAUUUGUAUCGAAUGCUACUGGGUAUUCGACGUCGAAGCAUGUGCCCCUUUGGGAGCUCCUCUGGUUCUCGAUUGUGGCCAAUACGUCCAUUACCGGGAUGAACUUGAGCCUUAUGCUCAACUCUGUCGGGUUUUAUCAGAUCUCAAAGUUGAGCAUGAUUCCUGUGGUUUGUGUGAUGGAGUGGAUCCUUCAUAGCAAGCAUUACUCGAGAGAGGUGAAGAUGGCCGUGGUGGUGGUGGUCCUUGGAGUUGGUGUUUGUACUGUGACAGAUGUCAAAGUUAAUGCCAAGGGUUUCUUGUGUGCAUGUGUAGCAGUGUUGUCGACAUCCUUGCAACAAAUUUCAAUUGGUUCCCUGCAGAAGAAGUACGCUAUUGGAUCUUUUGAGCUGCUGAGCAAGACAGCUCCCAUACAAGCUCUUUCUCUCAUUUUCUUCGGACCUUUCAUAGAUUAUUACCUCAACGGCAAAUCCAUAGUGAAAUAUAAGUUUUCUCCCGGUGUAAUUUACUUCAUCCUCCUCUCCUGUGCGCUCGCUGUUUUCUGCAACAUUAGCCAGUAUCUCUGUAUCGGUCGCUUCUCAGCAACGUCAUUCCAAGUAUUGGGACACAUGAAAACCGUUUGCGUGUUAACACUUGGAUGGCUACUUUUUGAUUCAGAGCUUACUUUGAAAAAUAUAAUGGGUAUGGUUCUUGCUGUUAUUGGUAUGGUUAUAUACAGUUGGGCCGUUGAGGUUGAGAAGCAAGCAAAUGCUAGGAUGGCUCUGGCUAAAACUAGCCUAACUGAAGAGGAGCUCAGAUUGUUGAAGGAGGGAGUAGAGAAGGCUUCUAUAAAAGAUGUUGAAGUUGGGGAGACUAAAGCCUGACCGGAAAUUGAUUCAGUAUUUGGGUGAAGCCUCGGAGAUAUUUAUGUUGAGAUUUGUGUUAUUUACUACAGUGCGAGAUUAUUUUUGGUUUAGGUAUUUAGUAACAUUGUGGGGGAAAAUGUAAAGUCCAUAGUUUCAUCAUUUUAUUUGUUUUUCCCAUGGAAAAGAUAUCUAUAUAGAGAACGUAUUGCGGUGACUCUGUAUGAAAUUUAUAGUAGCAAGGAAAUGCCAUCCUUCUUCCGUUUGAUUUUCA
This is a messenger RNA of Asparagus officinalis (garden asparagus), 1592 nucleotides long. Its product is annotated as UDP-galactose transporter 2-like. Lineage: Eukaryota; Viridiplantae; Streptophyta; Magnoliopsida; Asparagales; Asparagaceae. Gene Ontology annotation, molecular function: antiporter activity; UDP-galactose transmembrane transporter activity. The coding region runs from base 305 to 1339 and encodes 344 amino acids. The transcript is spliced from 6 exons. Gene Ontology annotation, cellular component: Golgi apparatus. The record is from RefSeq and is a predicted model, not a curated record.